AUGAAAUUUAUCACAGCCCUCCUCGUCUGCGCCCUUGUGGCCGUCGCCGUGGCGGAAAAUAGCUACCACGGAAAUGGACAACCUGGAUGCCGCUCACAGGCUGAGGUGGACGCCGGCUGGUGGAGGCACAACUGGGAUCCCACGUCGUACUGGUGGUGUUCGACCGUCGGCCAGGCCGCUGUUCGCGUCCAGUGCACCGCGGAUCCCAACGAUUCAUCGAUUACCAGGGGCUGGCAGAACCAGGAAGUCGGCUGCGUGCCAUGGUCGCAGUGGGUCUGGACCCCACCAGUCGCCCCACCAUCCGAACCAUAAAUCAUCCCGGCCAGAAUCCACCUGAUGUGCCUCUUCAUGCCCACAUGUUAUCAAAAAUAAAUAUUUCGUUUUG
Molecule: messenger RNA, 385 nt
Organism: Phlebotomus argentipes
Lineage: Eukaryota; Metazoa; Arthropoda; Insecta; Diptera; Psychodidae
Exons: 2
Coding region: 1-312 (103 amino acids)
Source: RefSeq, a predicted model, not a curated record